AUGUCUGUCAUUCUGUGCACCGCUGGUUACGACCAUACGAUCAGGUUCUGGGAAGCUCUUUCGGGAAUCUGCUCUCGCACGAUCCAACACCCAGACUCCCAAGUCAACCGUCUGUGCAUCUCCCCCGAUAAACGGUUCCUAGCUGCCGCCGGCCACCACACCGUGAAGCUCUACGACAUCAAAUCCACGAACCCAAACCCCCUGCUUACGUUCGAGGGCCACACUGGCAAUGUCACCGGAGUCGCCUUCCAUUGCGAGGGCAAGUGGAUGGUGACGAGUUCGGAAGACGGCACUGUCAAGAUCUGGGAAACGCGGUCUGGCACCAUUCAGCGAAGCUAUAACCAUGGCUCCUCUGUAAAUGACGUUGUCAUCCAUCCGAACCAGGGCGAGAUCAUUAGCUGUGACCGCGGUGGUAGUGUUCGUGUUUGGGAUCUUGCCGAGAACAAUUGCUCGCACCAACUCAUUCCCGAGGAGGACGUCUCUGUCUCCAGCGUUACGGUAGCGAGCGAUGGAACUUUAUUAUGUGCUGCCAACAACGCCGGCAACGUCUUCGUCUGGCAACUUAUCCAAUCGUACGAACGCACGAAUCUAGUCCCCGUAACACACUUCUCCGCACACAAGGAAUACAUCACGCGCAUCCUGCUCUCCCCCGACGUCAAGAAGCUCGCCACCUGCUCAGCCGACCACACCGCCAAGAUCUGGGAAGUCAACGUCACCGUCGCCUCCUCGUCCUCCGAAGAGUCAUCAUCCACAUCCCUAUCCACCACGGCUGCACCGAUCAACGGCAUAAACGGAAAUGACAAUCUGAAUGGUGGCGGGGGGCUUAACAUAGGCAUGGGCUUAGGCGGUAGUUCCGUGGCGGGGGGCUUGGGGGCCGCGGUGGGGGCAGCCAUUGGAGCUAACGGCGGCGGUAAUGGCAUAAUUGGCGGAGCAAUGGGGAUAGGAGGUGGAGGAGGUGGCAGCGGGGGCGGUGAUCCGAAACCGUACCCCCUCGAGGCCACCCUCACAGGCCACCAGCGCUGGGUCUGGGACUGCGCCUUCAGCGCCGACUCGGCGUACCUCGUCACCGCGUGCUCGGACCACUACGCCCGCCUCUGGGAGCUCCAUAGCCAGCAGGUUAUUCGCCAGUACAACGGACACCACCGCGGCGCCGUCUGCGUGGCGCUGAAUGAUUACUCGGAGGCUAGGUGA
Hypoxylon fragiforme is the source of this 1191-nucleotide messenger RNA. Its product is annotated as quinon protein alcohol dehydrogenase-like superfamily. Gene Ontology annotation, cellular component: TORC1 complex; TORC2 complex. The record is from RefSeq and is a predicted model, not a curated record. Bases 1 to 1191 code for a protein of 396 amino acids. NCBI's taxonomy places the organism in Eukaryota, Fungi, Ascomycota, Sordariomycetes, Xylariales, Hypoxylaceae. Gene Ontology annotation, molecular function: protein binding. Gene Ontology annotation, biological process: TOR signaling; regulation of actin cytoskeleton organization. The transcript is spliced from 4 exons.